AGCCAAUGGCUGUUCCCAAGGCAGAGUGGUAUCAGGUGGGUGUCCGGGAUCAGAGAUGGCUCCAGGAAGGAGGUGGUGUUUGCAGCGGGCCUGGAGGAGGGUUAGAAGUCUUGGGGUAGAUUUAGAGGAGAACCCCCACACACACACCCGUCCCCGUGCCACACCCAAACAGAUGCCGGGAGCAGAGCCAGGCUGGGAGUGAUGGUGGAACACAGGUGACGGGAGAUCCCCAGCCGAGCCCUGAAGGGGCCCUUGAAGGUCCAGGGCCCUUGGAGUGAGGACGGCCCUGGAUGCCAUUUGUGUUGCCUGGCAGCAGGCCGGGGUACCAUGGGUGCUCUCUGAUGGUGCGUCCAGGGUGCACGCCCAUCAUGUGGCCGCCCUCAGGAGGAGGGGCUCCGGGGACUUGGAAGAACCGGAGAAAGGCUUCAUUCUUUCUGGGACCUCAGCCCACCCCGGGCCUGGGGAAGCAGGAGGCCUGGCCGGCCACGAGGCAGCAAGAGGCAUAGAAAAACGUAUGUCCAGACCCGAGCCACCGCACCUCCACGGAAGAGGUGGGGAGGUGGGCCGAGGGUCCAGAGAGACUAGAGGUUGGUACAAGGGAGCUUGGGGUCCUGGCCGAGAAGUGACCGCUCUGGUGGGAGGCUGGGGUCUUUCCAGCUGCAUUGUGCCUGAGCUGACAUUUGUCCGGACGGGGAGACGGUGACUGCGAGGGCGGCCCCCGGGGGGACCGAUGAAGCCUGCUGGAAGCACCACUGCUGAGCAGGACGCCGCAGAGUGAGGCCCCGUUCCUGUUCCCUGGCGGGACUAUGUCCGUGCAGGGCCCCCAGAGGAGGCUGCUGGGCUCCGUCAACUCCACCUCCCCAGCCGCCCCGCGCCUCGGGCUGGCCGCCAACCAGACAGGGCCCCGGUGCCUGGAGGUGUCCGUUCCCGACGGACUCUUUCUCAGCCUGGGGCUGGUGAGCAUGGUGGAGAACGUGCUGGUGGUGGCCGCCAUUGCCAAGAACCGCAACCUGCACUCGCCCAUGUAUUACUUCAUCUGUUGCCUGGCCGUGUCCGACCUGCUGGUGAGCGUGAGCAGUGUGCUGGAGACGGCCGUCAUGCUGCUGCUGGAGGCAGGCACCCUGGCCGGCCGGGCCGCCGUGGUGCAGCAGCUGGACAACAUCAUUGACGUGCUGGUCUGUGGCGCCAUGGUGUCGAGCCUCUGCUUCCUGGGCGCCAUCGCCGUGGACCGCUACAUUUCCAUCUUCUACGCGCUGCGGUACCACAGCAUCGUCACGCUGCCCCGGGCGUGGCGGGCUAUCUCAGCUAUCUGGGUGGCUAGCGUCCUCUCCAGCACGCUCUUCAUCGCCUACUACGAUCACACGGCCGUCCUGCUCUGUCUCGUCAGCUUCUUUGUAGCCAUGCUGGUGCUCAUGGCCGUGCUGUACGUCCACAUGCUCGCCCGGGCGUGCCAGCACGCCCGGGGCAUCGCCCGGCUCCAUAAGCGUCAGCGCCCCGUCCACCAGGGCUUGGGCCUCAAGGGCGCGGCCACGCUCACCAUCCUGCUGGGCAUUUUCUUUCUCUGCUGGGGCCCCUUCUUCCUGCACCUCUCGCUUAUGGUCCUCUGCCCUCGACACCCCAUCUGUGGCUGCGUCUUCAAGAACUUCAACCUCUUCCUCACCCUCAUCAUCUGCAACUCCAUCGUCGACCCCCUCAUCUACGCCUUCCGCAGCCAGGAGCUCCGGAAGACGCUCCAAGAGGUGCUGCUGUGCUCAUGGGGCAGGCACUUGCCAAAGGGGACGGAUGAGCCGAUCUCUGGCGGUGCGGAGGCAUGGACCCUCUGGGGCCCGAGAAGGGAGAGAGCACAGACCUCCAGGAGUUGCUGUGGAGACUGGAGGCUGGGGAGAUGGCGGGGCCGCAGGCCCAGGCACCAGGCGAGGACACCCACCUUUGCUGCCAAGUCUAUGGAUCUGUGCCCCUUGGCCUGUCGGGAUGCGAAGUCUCCGUGUGGGCCGAAUGACAAGCGCUGCUCCCCGGGAGGGCCUCUGGAAAAGGGACUUUGUGACCAGCAGGACCUGGCUUCGCAGGCCUGCUUCAGGAAGAAACCCCGGCGGCGGCGGGAGGAGGCGCCGCAGCGCGCGGCCGAGUGGGGAUGCGCGGUGCUGAUGGUGCAGGCCGGUGCCGCAUUCUGCGGCGGCGCCCUCCGAUUGGCCGCGCCCGAGCGGGCGGCGGGGACGCCCGAGCCUCCGCAGCCAGCCCCGGCCUGUACGCGCGUGUCCCGCAGCCGCCCGCCGCCCGCACCGAGCAUGAGGGAGAUCGUGCACAUCCAGGCCGGCCAGUGCGGCAACCAGAUCGGGGCCAAGUUCUGGGAGGUGAUCAGCGACGAGCACGGGAUAGACCCCAGUGGCAACUAUGUGGGGGACUCGGACCUUCAGCUGGAGCGCAUCAGCGUCUACUACAACGAGGCCUCUUCUCAUAAGUAUGUGCCUCGGGCCAUUCUCGUGGACCUUGAGCCUGGGACCAUGGACAGUGUCCGGUCUGGGGCCUUUGGGCACCUCUUCAGGCCUGACAACUUCAUCUUCGGUCAGAGCGGGGCUGGCAACAACUGGGCCAAGGGUCACUACACGGAGGGCGCUGAGCUGGUGGACUCGGUCCUGGACGUGGUGCGGAAGGAAUGUGAGAAUUGCGACUGCCUGCAGGGCUUCCAACUGACCCACUCGCUGGGCGGGGGCACGGGCUCGGGCAUGGGCACCCUCCUCAUCAGCAAGGUGCGGGAGGAGUACCCGGACCGCAUCAUGAACACCUUCAGCGUGGUGCCCUCGCCCAAGGUGUCGGACACGGUGGUGGAGCCCUACAACGCCACGCUGUCCAUCCACCAGCUGGUGGAGAACACGGACGAGACCUACUGCAUCGACAACGAGGCCCUGUACGACAUCUGCUUCCGCACCCUCAAACUGGCCACGCCCACCUACGGCGACCUCAACCACCUGGUGUCGGCCACCAUGAGCGGCGUCACCACGUCCCUGCGCUUCCCGGGCCAGCUGAACGCCGACCUGCGCAAGCUGGCCGUGAACAUGGUGCCCUUCCCGCGCCUGCACUUCUUCAUGCCCGGCUUCGCCCCGCUCACCGCCAGGGGCAGCCAGCAGUACCGCGCGCUCACGGUGCCUGAGCUCACGCAGCAGAUGUUCGACGCCAAGAACAUGAUGGCCGCGUGCGACCCGCGCCACGGCCGCUACCUGACGGUGGCCACCGUGUUCCGCGGCCGCAUGUCCAUGAAGGAGGUGGACGAGCAGAUGCUGGCCAUCCAGAGCAAGAACAGCAGCUACUUCGUCGAGUGGAUCCCCAACAACGUCAAGGUGGCCGUGUGCGACAUCCCGCCCCGGGGCCUCAAGAUGUCCUCCACCUUCAUCGGCAACAGCACGGCCAUCCAGGAGCUGUUCAAGCGCAUCUCCGAGCAGUUCACGGCCAUGUUCCGGCGCAAGGCCUUCCUGCACUGGUACACGGGCGAGGGCAUGGACGAGAUGGAGUUCACCGAGGCCGAGAGCAACAUGAACGACCUGGUGUCCGAGUACCAGCAGUACCAGGACGCCACGGCCGAGGAGGAGGGCGAGAUGUACGAAGACGAUGAGGAGGAGUCCGAGGCUCAGGGCCCCAAGUGAAGUGGCUGGAGGGGCGAGCCGGGCUGCGGCCAGGGCCACGAGGCCUGUCCCCUGGCGCCAUGUCGCUACUGACACCACCCCCAGGCUUGCCCCCACCAGCUCUGCUCACAGCACCCUAGGGCUCCCGAGAGCUUGUCCUCCAGUAUUUACGGCAUCCCCACCCCACGUGAGUCCUGUCUUCCCGCCAUAGGUCACCUCCAUUUUUGUGUCUGCUUUAUUGUCAGCUGCAGGCCUGAUGUUUUAUGGCUUAUUUUGUUUCUUUUGUUUUUGUUUUUUUUGGUUUUUUACUGGUUUGUGUUUAUAUUUUUGGGGGAGGGGAUACUUAAUAAAUUUAUUGCUGUCAGAUA
Messenger RNA from Prionailurus viverrinus (fishing cat), 3985 nucleotides. RefSeq lists its product as uncharacterized. NCBI's taxonomy places the organism in Eukaryota, Metazoa, Chordata, Mammalia, Carnivora, Felidae. Gene Ontology annotation, cellular component: membrane; cytoplasm; microtubule. Gene Ontology annotation, molecular function: G protein-coupled receptor activity; GTPase activity; structural constituent of cytoskeleton. The transcript is spliced from 8 exons. The coding region runs from base 807 to 3638 and encodes 943 amino acids. The record is from RefSeq and is a predicted model, not a curated record. Gene Ontology annotation, biological process: axon guidance; G protein-coupled receptor signaling pathway; microtubule cytoskeleton organization.